AUGACUGAAGUAUAUCGGUUCCAAGGACCACUUCAACUGUUUGGUGGCCUUGGCGGUAAGCACACCGUACUAUCAUCUCUUACGAAGCUGGGCCACCGACCAAGGCCGGCAAAUAGGCAGCAUGCCGCCGACCCCUCAACCUCGCCGUUCGCAGAUCGCGCCGGCCGUGUAGCUCAUCCCGGCCCACUUCCCUCCUCACUCGCACCACGCUCCGCCCCCGGUUUCCCCCAUGGCUUCUCCAUCGUCGAAGAAACGGACCCACAAAAAUGCCCAAUACUUUCAGGUGUUUAUCUUUCAUAUCGAUAUGUUCACACUCAUGAAUCUUACAGGCUCGAUCGCCAUGUGGCCCUCAAAGUGACCAGAGCAUCAAAAGCAUACACUGAAGUGGCCCAGAAUGAGACCAAGCUCCACCAGCGCGCCGCCACUGCGAAUCCGUGGUCGCACUGCUCGACCACUUCACCCACGAGGCUGCACCGCGAAUGCGGCAUCGUCCACACCGGCAUCAAGGCCGAAAACGUCGCCGUCUCCAUCCCAAACAUCGAGAACCUCAUCCGCGCCGGGCUCCAAGACCCUCGAAAAACCGAGGGCGACCCCAGGACGUCGUCUCCCUUCCUGGCCUCCCAGAUCCACACCACCCGCCUUGAAGAGAACGAGCAGCGUGACUACAGCUCCAUCUCCGUCAAGCUCUGCGACCUCGGAAACGGCCCUUCUCCGGCCACCAAGGAUGCAGACGUUGGGAUCCAAACCGCUGCCUAUCGCAGUCCCGAGGUCACAUCAUCGAGGCUCCGUGGGACCGCCGGGUGGACAUUUGGAGCCUCGGCUGUCUGGUCAGUGUUCGGCAUCUUCGAGCUCUUGUCCGGGAGCCACCUCUUCCACACUCCGGCGGACUAUAACCGGGACGAUCAUCUCAAUCAGAUCGUCGACAUGUUAGGCACGUUUCCGUUCGACAUGAUCACGGCCGGGGAGUAUAUUCCCCUGCACAUCUUUGAUAUGGAGAUCAUGAAGAAGAUGCAGAAUAUAGAGGACUGGUGUCUGCGCAAGAUGAUGGCCUUCAACGGGUUCGAGAGCGAGAUCAUCGGGUGCUUGGAGGCCAUCUUGAUCGUCGACCCCGCCAAGCGUCCCGAAGCUGGACAGAUCCUCAACGACCCAGACCACUGGCUGGGCCCUGAGAAAACCACCGUUACUCGUCACGGUAAACUGUCCGGCUUGUCUGUGUUCCUUGGCCCUUGA
This is a messenger RNA of Puccinia triticina, 1230 nucleotides long. RefSeq lists its product as uncharacterized. The coding region runs from base 1 to 1230 and encodes 409 amino acids. The record is from RefSeq and is a predicted model, not a curated record. The transcript is spliced from 6 exons. Gene Ontology annotation, biological process: regulation of mRNA processing; protein phosphorylation; spliceosomal complex assembly. Gene Ontology annotation, molecular function: ATP binding; protein kinase activity. NCBI's taxonomy places the organism in Eukaryota, Fungi, Basidiomycota, Pucciniomycetes, Pucciniales, Pucciniaceae.